ACAUCUAUGUGUUUUUCGGAACACCUCGUAACUUUUCUUUGAAAAUACAUUUUCAACCGUAUGCGAUGGCAGAGGUUCAAGAGAGGGACUUUUUUGAAAUUGAAGGACCAAAGCCAGAUGUAACAUACCCAAUGAAAGUUGCAUACUGUGGAGAAUGCUCCAUGCCUUUAGAGUAUUGUGAAUAUUACCCAAAUUAUGAAAAAUGCAAGAGAUGGCUUGAGAAAAAUCUACCAGAUGAAUUCAGCAAAUUAAUGAGUGAUAAACCAGAAGAAGAAGGAGAUGGAGACACAGAUAAGAAACGACAGAAGCGAGGUGGAAAGGGACAGAUAAAAACAAAGAAGAAAUCAGAGCCUAAAGGCAUUAGACUGGGAACAGCCAAAAGGGGCAAGAAGAAGCAUAUAACUGUGGUUAUAGGUUUAGGAACAUAUGAUAUUGAUUUGAAGGAAGCCAGUAAAGUGUUCUCGUCAAAAUUCUCGUGUGGGUCAUCAGUAACCGGGGAUGAUGAAAUCGUCAUACAGGGGGACGUUUCAGAUGAUCUGUUUGAAUUCUUACCAGAAAAGUGGCCACAGAUUGACGAGGAUGACAUAGAUGAUGUUGGAGAGAUGAAAAAAUAGGAAUGUGCAUAAUUUAGGACGACUUGUUAUAUCUCAUCUGUGCCUGUGCUUAUAUGUGAAUUUUCCAACAUUUAUGAAUUCUGAAAAAAAAGAAAUAUUCGGAACUGAGCGUGGGAUGGAAAUCAAAACUCUAUUCAAAGUUUACAACCCAAGUUCACAACCCAAAAUGUGUUCCGAAUUGCACAAAUGGUUUUUCUCUGCUGACUAUCCUUGAAAAUAUUAUAGAUUUUGAUUUAGGUGUAUGUUUUGAAAGAUCAUUGUGAAAUGGUACUUUUCAUGCAGAUAAUUCUGCAUUUUUGACCCACUAUAUGUACACAAGUACAGAAAAUAGAUAUACUGAAAUUAUAUGGUGUGGGUGAUUUCUAGUACUUGUUUGAGGUUACUUGAAUCAUGAAAAAAUUUUAAACAUCUGGAUGAUUUAUUUAAAAGUAAUUGUAAUUCUUUUCUACAGAGAGUGAGGUUGCUUUUGAUGAUGUUUGUUUUUGAUGAUAUCGCCUCUCCCGGGGUGAUUUUUAGGUCGACUUUUGUAUGAUUUUUAUUCAGCUGUAGCGGUAUAAUGGUUUUGUCAUUAUUCAGUCAGUCCAACAUUUGAUGUUGAUACAGUUUUGUCUAUAAAAAAAACAUCCACACACUA
Molecule: messenger RNA, 1248 nt
Organism: Ostrea edulis (European flat oyster)
Lineage: Eukaryota; Metazoa; Mollusca; Bivalvia; Ostreida; Ostreidae
Product: density-regulated protein homolog
Exons: 7
Coding region: 66-614 (182 amino acids)
Biological process (GO): translation reinitiation; formation of translation preinitiation complex
Molecular function (GO): translation initiation factor activity; mRNA binding
Source: RefSeq, a predicted model, not a curated record